This is a messenger RNA of Spirodela intermedia, 232 nucleotides long. Lineage: Eukaryota; Viridiplantae; Streptophyta; Magnoliopsida; Alismatales; Araceae. The record is from the annotation of a GenBank genome assembly.
AUGGGCGCCAUACAAGAUGCCACCACACCACCUUGUAGAGUUGCGCACUCAAAUCCAAAGUCUAUUAGAAGCAGAACACCUUUAACAGUCCAAGUCACCAUUCGGUGCACCGGUAUUAUUCCUAAAGAAGAAGGACGGAAGCCUCAGGCUGUGCGUGGACUAUAGAGCCCUGAACAUGCUCACGAUCCGCAACAAGUAUCCAGUCUCAAAUGCUGAAGACCUAUUUGACUGA